This is a messenger RNA of Hyaena hyaena (striped hyena), 768 nucleotides long. It is a transcript of the gene TMEM247, whose product is annotated as transmembrane protein 247. Lineage: Eukaryota; Metazoa; Chordata; Mammalia; Carnivora; Hyaenidae. The transcript has 3 exons. Gene Ontology annotation, cellular component: endoplasmic reticulum. The record is from RefSeq and is a predicted model, not a curated record. The coding region runs from base 73 to 768 and encodes 231 amino acids.
UCCAGUGAAACCAAAUGUCAGCACCUCAAAAGAUGUCCUUUGGCCCCAGUUGGCAGCAUUGUGGUUUUCUGGAUGGCAGCAGAGGACAGGGAAUCAAUGGAAGCCCGGGGAGCGGGAGAAAGCUGUCCAACCUUCCCCAAGGUGGUGCCUGGUGACCCCAUGUCUGAAGGGAAGUCAAGGCCUUCUUUGGAGGCCGAGUCCCCGAAGCCAGACUCUUCCUACGACUACCUGGAGGAGAUGGAAGCUUGCGAGGACGGAGGCGGCUCGGGGCCGCCCAAGUCCCUGUCCUCGAAGGCCGCUCCCAUCGCCAAGGGCCAGGCAGGGGACGGACCCGAGCUCGAGGAGCUGCCUCCGGCCCUGGCCGCCCCCGGGACGCCGGGACCCCAGUGCAAGGCCGAGAUGGAGCUGGAGAAGGUGCGCAUGGAGUUCGAGCUCACGCGGCUCAGGUACCUGCAUGAGGAGAACGAGCGCCAGCGGCAGCACGAGGAGGUGAUGGAGCAGUUGCAGCAGCAGGCCAUGCCCCGCCUGUUCUCGGGAGGCCUCCAGGACCUCCUGCUCCCCCAGAACCAGUUUGCCAUGUUCCUGUACUGCUUCAUCUUUAUACACAUAAUCUAUGUCACCAAGGAGAUGGUCUUCUUCCUCUUCUCCAAGCACUACCUGUUCUGCAUUGCGGCCAUUUUGCUCUGUUUGAUUAAAACUUUAUGGUCCUAUUUCCAGGUGCUUUUGCUCCCUCCGUCACUGGGAACCUCCAUGCUGGACGGUAAUUAG